Molecule: messenger RNA, 4636 nt
Organism: Caretta caretta (loggerhead turtle)
Lineage: Eukaryota; Metazoa; Chordata; Testudines; Cheloniidae
Source: RefSeq, a predicted model, not a curated record
GAGGGAGGGAGAAAGAAGCGGGCGGGAUUAUUAUGGGCUGUGGGUGCUGCUGCUGAGCAAGAUGGAGCUGUCUGCAGUGGGGGAGCGAGUGUUCGCGGCCGAAUCCAUCAUCAAGCGGCGGAUCCGAAAGGGGCGCAUCGAGUACCUGGUGAAAUGGAAAGGCUGGGCCAUCAAGUACAGCACUUGGGAACCUGAAGAGAACAUCCUGGACUCCCGACUUAUUGCAGCCUUUGAGCAGAAGGAACGAGAGCGUGAGCUGUAUGGGCCCAAGAAGAGAGGACCCAAGCCUAAAACUUUCCUCCUGAAGGCUCGGGCCCAGGCGGAGGCCCUUCACAUUGGGGAUGUACACUUCUCUGUCAAGCCUGGCUCUAGCACCUCGUCACCCAAGCUGCACUCCAGCGCUGCAGUGCACCGGCUCAAGAAAGACAUCCGGCGAUGUCAUCGCAUGUCCCGGCGCCCCCUGCCCCGCCCAGACCCCCAGAACGGCGGGGGAGUGGGAGGAGGGGCUGGCAUACGUCCGCCAGUCUCGCCCUUCUCCGAGACCGUCCGCAUCAUCAACCGCAAGGUGAAGCCUCGUGAGCCCAAACGCAGCCGCAUCAUCCUCAACCUCAAGGUUAUUGACAAGGGCGGGAAGGCCGCGAGUGGGGGCGGGGGCCUGGCCCGUCCAAAGAUCCCCUCACGAAACCGCGUCAUUGGCAAGAGUAAGAAGUUCAGCGAGAGCAUCCUCCGCACCCAGAUCCGCCACAUGAAGUUUGGCACCUUCUCGCUGUACAACAAGCCGUCCGCUGCACCGGCCACAUCUCUGGAGGGCAAGAUGGAGGCAGGAGGCUCACAAGGUGCCUCCUGCGGGCUGGUCAUGGGCUCCACCCCUUACGAUGCCCACAGCUCCAGCUCCUCAGGCUGCCCCUCUCCUACCCCUCACUCCUCCUCCGACCCAGACGAUUCUCCCCCAAAGCUGCUUCCCGAAACCCUGAGCCCUGCCAUUCCUGACUGGCGCGAGUCGGAGGUCCUGGACCUGUCGAUCCCACCAGAAUCAGCAGCCACCAGCAAGCGCUCUCCCCCCGGGGGAUGUGCUGGGGGCCAGACGCCCUCAUCAUCCCUCUCCUCUUCUGACCCGGAGCAGGAGGCUGGCGACUGGCGCCCUGAGAUGUCCCCCUGCUCCAAUGUGGUGGUCACAGAUGUCACCAGCAAUCUCCUGACCGUCACCAUCAAGGAGUUCUGCAACGCAGAGGAUUUCGAGAAGGUGGCAGCAGGUGGAGGAGGCAGCAAGGGAUGGGGGAGUGUCUCCGCAUCUCCUGUACUUCAGUCACCCCUCUCCUGCCACCCCUGCUGGGAUGGAGGUAAGGUACCCUCCCUCCUUUACCAAAUGGGUGCUGUCUGAGCUGAGUCUUCCUGGGUCAUUAAAUCCCCUUCCUCACCUCUGCUGUUAAAGGAAGUUUCAGGCGCUUUGCAAUAUUCCCAACAGUCAAUCUAACUUCCUUCAUGGACCUGACAGUACUGGGGAUGGAGAGUCGGAACUCCCUGUGGAUAUCCAAGCUAAAGCACAGGUUGGGGUGGGGGAGCAGCUGUGCUGGCAGGUAGUCAUUUCCCCCACAGUCCCGCCCUCCACACCACGUCAACAGUGGUGUCUGUGGAUGUGGGAUGGUGGGAGGAGAAAGUAGCGUAACCAACUGGGAUGGCCCUUCUCGCCAGCGGGUGUGGGAUUCCAGUUCCAUAGCCAGGAUUUGAGUAAGGAGGUGCAACAAACCAAGAAUGGGUGUCUGGCUAAGUGCUCUGUGUCCCUUUGGAGGAGUGCUUGUCCGUCUCCCAUCCCCACACCUCUAACUGAGGCCUUGCACUGUUUGGCCUGAUGUAUCCUUUUCUCCAGUGUUGCUUGCUUUGCUGCUUUUUGGAUUGCCCAAUAUCAUGCAAGAGCUGGGAUCUUAUUUACUUUUUAUAUGAAUAUAGAUAUAUAUAGAUAUAUAUGUAUAUAUAUAUAUAUAAAAGAACCCCCCACAUAAUCCGUCCCAAUCCGUAUAUCAAACGCAUAAUAGUUCAGAAGGUUGCUCUUGGGGCUGGGAGCUAGGCAUUCCUGGGUUCUUUUGAUUUCCUGUGACCUUGUGCAAGUUGCUUCAAGGCCCUUUGCCUCUCUUCCCCUGUCUGUACCAUGGGGGCAAUGCCCUGUAGAGGUUGCUGGGAGGCUAAAAUUUAGUAAUGUGCAUAUAGAGCUAUAGAAGGGCUGAGUAUUGCUUCAGAACCCACGCAUUCCUUCCCAGAUACUUUAUAAAUCCAUUGCAUUGUCACUCUGGCUUUGAAUGAGGGAGCGUUUUGGCCCUCCUCCAAAAGUGCAGUGUGUACAUUUCUGAGGAGCAGAAUCUCUCAUCUCCUCUUCCCCCACCCUUAUUUUUCCAUUUGCCGCUUAACCUCCCCACGUCAGUUAUCCAGCAUCAGAUCUGGGCAUCCCUACUGCUCCUAGUCGUCUCCUCCCCCAAAGCGAGGCAAUUGUGUUGACACUGGGGUGGUCCUGUAUUCUCAUUAAAACAUGCUAUUCACUUCCAAGGUUGAGAUAGCCCUCACUGGUUUACAAGAAGUGGAGACCAAGAAGUCCCUUCUCUUCUCCUCCCCUCUCUCUCCCCCGCCCCCCAAAAAGAAUCUCAGUCAGGUAACAAAGGAAGAUACCAGUUUUUCCAGGGUUGUACCUCUAGCAGUUCUUCUGUCCUUCCCACCUUCUGCUGCCUAGCACAAGAUGAAACCCUACAGGGCCAUCCAGAGUUCUGUCUUCGAUGCAGAACUGCAUCCAAGACCUGCUUUCCACCCUAACAGGACACAUCAAUCCCUUAGGGAUGUUCCACUCUUGUCCCUCAAGGGGGUGCUGUCUGGGGUCUUCUGCAGAGACAGCAUGUUCAGUCUGGGGUGUGGACUGCCCCACUUUUGCACUCUGGCCAAUCUAAGACUGGUAUGGGGAAGAGGGUAUUGAGAUAUGGCUGCAACUGGGGAAAUAGUGUGGCAGAGGAAAGAAACAGGGUGAUUACCCCAAAGGAGAACAUCAGUAAGAGAAAUCAGAGUAAUGUGAUCUUAAAUAUUGGCAAUGGUGGGUGAUUCAAGAGAGAUUAAUUUGAUGGGGGGUAAUGGCAGGUUAAGUAGUUUAAACAUUAAUCCCUGUAUUAGCUAACACCCCAUGAUGCCCCAAUUCAGCAAAGCAUCGAAGCACAUACUUAAAUCCAUCCCUGUUCAGCAAAGCACUUAAAGCAUGCACGAAACUUCUAAGCGGGUGGUUAUGGAUCUAAGUACUUUACUGGAUUGGGGCCUCAUACAGGAACUGUGUCUUUUUAAAUCCAAGUAAAUUUUCCCCAUUAUUGCAGUUUUCUUCUUUGCACUUCCGCUAGGAUGGUGAAAUUAACUUCCCCAGGAGUAGCCCUGACUCUUCCAGUGUAGCAGGGACAAGUGGGUUUCCUUGUUGUGGGGGGAGGAAACUUCAUUCAAGUUCUGAGAAUAAAUAAAUCUACCAUCAUAUUUUUUUAAAAUCUAAAUUUUGGAGCUAAACUACUUGCCAUGCCCCCCCUUCUCCUCUUAACAGUAGAGGAUUCUUUUUUUUUUUUUUUUUUUUUCUUUUUUUAAAUUUUGGGUGGAAAAUUGCAAGGGGGGGUGGGAAUCAGGGCUUGCACAUCUGCCUCUUCCCUCCACCUCCCCAGGUGCCAAACUGAAGCCCAGGUCCUGCAGACUUAUGCAAGUACUUAACUUUAAGCAGGCGAGUAGUUCCACUGAUGUCUAGAGGUACUUGCUUCAAGCUAAGCAUGUGCAUAAGUCUUUGCAGGAUCAGGGCCUUACUCUUUAUCCCAGAGAGAGAUUUUGAUUUAAUUUCUAUAAUGGUGAUGGUCCUGAUGCAACCCAUAUACCCCCCCCCCCCCAUACCUACCCCACACUUGGCAUACAGGGUAUGGUUACCCUUUAAGCUGGUUGUGUGAUUCCCAGCUCAAGGAGACAUUCACACUAUUUCUUACUGAGCUAAUGCACUAAAAAUAGAGUGUAACUGUGGCAGUGCGACCUUCAGGACUGGCUAGCUACUCUAGGGUCUCAGACGGGCAUGUACUCGGGGCAACUAGCCCGUCCUGUGGCUUGUGCCACCAUGGCUUCACUCUAUUUUUAGUAUGCAAGCUCUGAGAGCUGGCACAAGUAUGUCUCUUCAAGCUGGGAAUCACACACCCGGAGCCAACUGGAGACCUACCCAGAGAGGGGAGGUGGUGACUUUUUUUAAUUUAAAAUAAACCUAAAUAUCUUGUAACUUUUUUUUAUUUUGAAAAAUGCAUUUAAUUAAAGAAUCAUGCACGAAUGAAUUGUAUAUCUAUAUAUUUUUUUGUCUUGUAAUUUUCAUUUUUAAAUAUAGUGUUUGCGUUUGUUUAUUUUAAUCCAGUUCCCAGCUGGCUAAACUCUGUCUAGAGUGGAUGGAUGGGACGCGGGGUGGGGCGAUAGGAUCCCCCUCCCAUUGGCGUUUCCAGCGGAAAAAUGGCUUGUUCUGGGUUUGGGGGCAGUUUGUGCUAAUUACUCUCGUAUUCUUGUACAUUUUGUUCUUUCUGCUGCUCUUGAGUAUUGUAUCGAUGCCAGAAAUGGGGAGUUAAUGAAAAAUAUUAACCCCAAUAAAUUGUUACAUUCCAAAGCC